This is a messenger RNA of Eruca vesicaria subsp. sativa (arugula), 2153 nucleotides long. NCBI's taxonomy places the organism in Eukaryota, Viridiplantae, Streptophyta, Magnoliopsida, Brassicales, Brassicaceae. The record is from the annotation of a GenBank genome assembly.
CACCAACACAUAUUCCCAUAUUACAUUCGACGGUAUAAUCAAUGGCUACGAAACCAGGCAUCCUCACCGAUUGGCCUUGGACAUCCCUUGGGAAUUUCAAGUACAUAGUAAUAACACCAUGGGCUGUCCAUAGCAUAUACAAGUUUGUGAGUGAUGAUCCGGUGGAUCUCGGAUACUCGCUCGUAUUACCCUUCUUGCUCUUCAGAAUUCUUCACAACCAGGUUUGGAUCUCUCUUUCCCGUUACUAUACAACCAAGGGAAAGAGGCGCAUCGUCGACAAAGGUAUCGACUUCAAUCAGGUCGACAGGGAGACCAAUUGGGAUGACCAAAUAUUGUUCAACGGAUUGUUGUUCUAUAUAGGGAUCUUGCUGCUGCCGCAGGCGAAGCAACUUCCCUUGUGGAGGACAGAUGGAGUGUUGAUGGCCGCGAUGCUUCACGCCGGGCCGGUGGAGUUCCUCUAUUAUUGGCUCCACAAAGCUCUUCACCACCACUUUCUUUACUCCCGCUACCAUUCCCACCACCACUCCUCUAUCGUCACUGAGCCCAUCACUUCGGUGAUACAUCCAUUUGCGGAGCAUAUAGCAUACUUCAUUCUUUUCGCCAUACCUUUGUUGACAACAUUGUUAACGAAAACAGCAUCCAUAGCGUCCUUCGCCGGAUAUGUAAUCUACAUAGACUUCAUGAACAACAUGGGACACUGCAACUUCGAGCUCGUCCCUAAGCGCCUUUUCCACCUCUUUCCUCCCCUCAAGUUCCUCUGCUACACUCCCUCAUUCCACUCGCUGCACCACACCCAAUUCCGGACCAACUACUCCCUCUUCAUGCCCUUGUAUGACUACAUCUACGGCACAAUGGAUGACACCACAGAUACAUUGUAUGAGAAAUCUCUAGAAAGAGGAGACGAUAGAGUGGACGUCGUGCACUUAACUCACCUGACUACGCCCGAGUCCAUAUACCAUUUGAGAAUUGGGUUGGCUUCAUUUGCGUCCUACCCCUUCUCCUAUAGAUGGUUCAUGCGCCUUUUGUGGCCUUUCACAUCUCUCUCCAUGCUCUUCACUCUCUUCUACGCUAGCCUCUUUGUCGCUGAGAGAAACUCUUUCCAGAAGCUCAACUUGCAGUCUUGGAUCAUACCCAGAUAUAAUCUGCAGUACUUGUUAAAAUGGAGGAAAGACGCGAUCAACAACAUGAUUGAGCAAGCGAUACUGGAGGCAAAUAAAAAAGGAGUGAAGGUGCUUAGCCUGGGUCUCAUGAACCAAGGGGAGGAGUUAAACAUGAAUGGAGAGGUGUAUGUUCACAAGCAUCCAGAAAUGAAAGUCAGAGUGGUGGACGGCAGUAGAUUAACAGCAGCCGUUGUGAUCAAUAGUCUACCCAAAUCAACGACAAAAAUAGUGAUGACAGGCAAUCUUACAAAGGUGGCAUACACCAUCGCUUCUGCUCUUUGCCAGAGAGGUGUUCAGGUCUCGACUCUAUUAUCAGAAGAGUAUGAGAAACUAAGAUCAUUUGUUCCACAAGAAUGCAGAGACCGUUUGGUCCUUCUAACCUCUGAAGCACUCGCAUCAAACAAGGUAUGGUUGAUGGGAGAAGGAACAACAAGAGAGGAGCAGGAGAAUGCCACAAAAGGAACAUUAUUUAUCCCAUUCUCACAGUUCCCCCUCAAGCAGUUGCGUAGAGAUUGUAUCUAUCAUACACCACCGGCUUUAAGAAUUCCAAAAUCUCUGGUGAAUAUCCACUCCUGUGAAAAUUGGUUACCGAGGAAGGCUAUGAGUGCAACUAGAGUGGCUGGCAUAUUGCACGCCUUAGAAGGAUGGGAAAUGCAUGAGUGCGGCACAUCCAUUCUUCUCUCAGAUUUGGACCAAGUAUGGGAAGCUUGUCUCAGCCACGGCUUCCAACCUCUGCUGCUCCCACAUCACUUCAAAUACCCCUAAUUCCCUACUUUCAGAUGAUGUAUACUGUUUUGUAAUUGAUCUUAUAUGAUUUACAAUAAGCCUCUAGACAAUGGAUCCAAAAUUUCACCUCUGUAUUCUUAGCUGAUGGUUUCACUCAAUCUAUGGCUGAUACAACUAUAUUUUUCAUGAAAACCUACCAUGUUAUUGCAAUGCAUCUGUUGUACGUUGCUGAAUAUCUGUUGUUAGUAAUAAUGCUUAUGGUUUUGC